GUCCGGCGGGGCGGGCGUCGAGCUCGGUGAGGCGGCGCCGCCUCCGCCGCCGCUGCUGCUUCUCUUGUUCGUGAGGAGAGGGAAAGGAAGCGAGAAGGAGAGGGAGAAGGGGCCCGGAUGGAGGCGGCCCCGGCCUGCGCCUUCCUCCCUUCCUCCGCUCGGCCCUCCGCCUGAAGGGACCACCAUGUCGAACGCGGGAAGCCGGCGGAGCGGGUCCAGCAUCAAAAUCCGCCUCACAGUGCUUUGUGCCAAGAACCUUGCAAAAAAGGAUUUCUUCAGGCUCCCUGACCCGUUUGCAAAGGUGGUGGUGGAUGGGUCGGGUCAGUGCCACUCAACUGACACAGUGAAGAACACGUUAGAUCCCAAAUGGAACCAGCAUUAUGAUCUAUAUGUUGGGAAGUCCGAUUCUAUCACCAUCAGUGUCUGGAACCAUAAGAAAAUUCACAAAAAACAGGGAGCUGGCUUCCUGGGGUGUGUCCGACUCCUUUCCAAUGCCAUCAGCAGGCUAAAAGAUACUGGAUACCAGCGUUUGGAUCUAUGCAAACUUAACCCCACAGAUACUGAUGCAGUGCGAGGCCAAAUAGUGGUCAGCUUACAGACACGGGACAGGAUAGGCACAGGAGGAUCUGUGGUAGACUGCAGGGGCCUGUUAGAGAAUGAAGGAACGGUUUAUGAAGACUCGGGGCCAGGAAGGCCGCUGAGCUGUUACAUGGAGGAGCCAGCCCCAUACACAGACAGCACCGGGGCCGCUGGAGGAGGAAACUGUCGCUUUGUGGAAUCUCCAAGCCAGGACCAGGCUUUGCAGGUGCAGCGAUUGCGGACUCCUGAUGUGAGAAGCCAUGUACAGACGCCCCAGAACAGGCCGCAUGGUCACCAGUCGCCGUCCCCUGACCUGCCUGAAGGCUAUGAACAAAGGACAACAGUACAGGGGCAAGUUUACUUUUUACACACACAAACCGGUGUUAGCACAUGGCACGACCCUAGGAUACCAAGAGACCUUAACAGUGUGAAUUGUGAUGAAUUGGGACCUCUACCACCAGGUUGGGAAGUUAGAAGUACAGUGUCAGGAAGAAUAUAUUUUGUAGAUCAUAAUAACAGAACCACACAGUUCACAGACCCAAGACUUCAUCACAUCAUGAAUCACCAAUGCCAACUGAAAGAACCCAACCAGCCUUUGCCCGUGCCGAAUGAGGGGUCGUUAGAAGACAGCGAAGAAUUGCCAGCCCAGAGAUACGAGCGAGAUUUGGUCCAGAAGCUGAAGAUACUCAGGCACGAACUCUCUCUCCAGCAACCUCAAGCUGGUCACUGCCGCAUUGAAGUAUCAAGGGAAGAAAUAUUCGAGGAAUCAUACCGCCAGAUCAUGAAGAUGAGGCCCAAAGAUUUGAAGAAGAGAUUGAUGGUAAAGUUUCGAGGAGAAGAAGGCUUGGAUUACGGCGGAGUGGCAAGGGAGUGGUUAUACCUAUUGUGCCAUGAAAUGUUGAACCCAUAUUAUGGACUCUUCCAGUACUCAACAGAUAACAUUUACAUGCUGCAGAUAAAUCCAGACUCUUCUAUCAAUCCCGAUCAUCUGUCUUACUUCCACUUCGUUGGUCGGAUAAUGGGUCUGGCUGUGUUCCACGGGCACUACAUCAAUGGAGGCUUCACCGUUCCUUUCUACAAGCAGCUUCUGGGAAAACCCAUCCAAUUAUCUGAUCUAGAAUCAGUCGACCCAGAACUGCACAAGAGUUUAGUUUGGAUUUUAGAGAAUGAUAUUACUCCAGUUUUGGACCAUACGUUCUGUGUGGAGCACAAUGCGUUUGGCAGGAUUCUACAGCAUGAGCUCAAACCAAAUGGGAGGAACGUCUCUGUCACGGAGGAGAACAAGAAAGAAUACGUCAGGUUGUACGUUAACUGGAGGUUCAUGAGAGGGAUUGAGGCCCAGUUCUUGGCUCUUCAGAAAGGCUUUAAUGAACUUAUUCCACAACAUCUACUGAAGCCUUUUGACCAGAAGGAGCUCGAGCUCAUCAUCGGUGGCCUGGAUAAGAUUGACUUGAACGACUGGAAGUCCAACACGCGCCUCAAGCACUGCAUGGCCGACAGCAACAUCGUCAAAUGGUUCUGGCAAGCGGUGGAAGCCUUCGACGAGGAGCGGAGAGCACGGCUGCUGCAGUUUGUGACGGGCUCGACGCGGGUGCCGCUCCAGGGCUUCAAGGCUUUGCAAGGCUCUACAGGCGCUGCAGGACCCAGGCUCUUCACUAUCCAUUUGAUAGAUGCAAACACGGAUAACCUUCCGAAAGCUCAUACUUGCUUUAACCGAAUUGACAUUCCGCCUUACGAAACCUAUGAGAAGCUUUACGAGAAGCUCCUGACGGCUGUGGAAGAGACCUGUGGGUUUGCAGUGGAGUGAAUGGGCAACCAAAGGAAACAAGAUUCUAGCUCAUGGACCACCAAAUCAAAAGCUGUAAGAAGAAGCUUGCUGUGAACUUCUUUUUUGUCCAAAGCAUUGAGACACGCUCAACAACUUGGGGAGGGGGCCCCGUGGCCGUUUCCCCCUCCUGUGGCGCAGUUGUGGGGAGGGGGGGCUUUUGUUGGUGGUUCCCGACCAUAUAUUUUUCUCCCUUUUGUUACGGCAAUUCCUGCCUUUCCCCCCAUCCCUUCCCUUCCCCUUCCAUUUCCCACGACAGUAAAGGCAGUCAGGUUCAGCAUUUGGUUUUGGUUACCCAAGAUAUUCUGCUAGACUCGUAACACAUAUUGUGAUAAGGUCAAUGACCUGUGGUCUUUUUUUAUAGGAGUAUCAAAAUUGUAGUUGAGUAUCUUGAGAUUGGUUUGCUGAGGAUCUGUUGACUGGUAGGUGUAUAUGGGUGUUUUUGUCUUAAGGCGGUCCUGAGCCCUUGUAGACUCCAGACGCGACGGGAAAAGGAAGACUGGCCCAGGGAUCUUCCCAGUUGCACAUUUCAGAAUUCACUUUAGAAAAUGGGUAGCAGAGAACGGAUCCAUAGGCGCGCACGACGAAGGAUUCUUCCUCGUGUGAACGCAGCGGCUUGGCUCUUUAGAAGAGGAGAAAAGGAUGAAAUACAAGCCAUUUUAGACGUGGGGGCUUUUUUAAAAUGAGGCAGACUUGUUUGGUUACGCUGUUAUGACUGGGAUAUGUCGGAGAACGCAGCAAGAGGGGCAUUCGUGGCCCAAGGUCUGAGCAGUCUGAAGAAUUCCUUUCCCUCAACACUGUUUACUCAGAUGCGUUCGUUGACUUGGAAUAGUGGAAGUCCUACUUCCAUCAGGGCUGGAGAAAGGCUUUUUAUAAUGUUUGGUUAUGCUAUUAUGACUGGGAUACGUCGGAGAAUGCAGCAAGAGAGGCAUUUGUGGCCCAGGGUCUGAGCAGUCUGAAAGAGUCCUUUCCUCUGACUUGGUUUUCUCAGAUGCAUUCAUUGACUUGGAAUAGUGGAAGUGCUACUUCCAUCAGGACUGGAGAACAGCUCUGUUCAAAUGCUUUGUAUAAUGUUUGGUUGUGCUGUUGCGACUGGGAUAUGUCGGAGAAUGCAGCAAGGGGGCAUUCAUGGCCUGAGCAGUCUGAAAGAGUCCUUUCCUCCGACUUUGUUUUCUCAGAUGCAUUCGUUGACUUGGAAUAGUGGAAGUCCUACUUCUAUCAGGACUGGAGAAAGGCUUUUUAUAAUGUUUGGAUAUGCUAUUAUGACUGGGAUACGUCGGAGAAUGCAGCAAGGGGGCAUUCGUGGCCUGAGCAGUCUGAAAGAGUCCUUUCCUCCGACUUCGUUUUCUCAGAUGCAUUUGUUGACUUGGAAUAUGGAAGUCCUACUUCCAUCAGGACUGGAGAACAGCUCUGUUCAAAUGCUUUGUGUAAUGUUUGGCUAUGCUAUUAUGACUGGGAUACGUCAGAGAAUGCAGCAAGGGGGCAUUCGUGGCCCAAGGUCUGAGCAGUCUGAAAUAUUUUUUCCUGUUUUCUCAGAUGCGUACUUUGACUUGAAAUCCCAGUUCCAUCAGGACUGGAGAAUGGCUCUGUUCAAAGAGAGAAUAUACGGUGCAUAAAGGUCUAACAUAGUGAUUUUAACUUUUGGCUCGUGAGCAAUCCAAAGUCCUGCAUUCAGCCUCUCUUGCUCUUUUUCCUUCCCUCCGGCGUAUAUCUGAAGCUAUUGUGCAAGGUUGUUAUUAAGUGAGCGGCUUCCCAUGACUUCCUGUAAGAGCGCUCAGGUUACAUUUCAUCAAACACAUUUGUUUUCCUUUACUUUACACUAGAAGCAGCAAGGUAGUAUUUUAACAACACAUCAUUGCUUGACAGAAAGACUGGCUAAGCAUCAAAUCAGACUUGGCAGACUUGGGCCAAAAAGACUUCUCCCUCCUGAUCUAAAUACAGAGAUGCAGUUGGAGAGAUGAUGCUUUGGGCGAGAAAAGCUAUUCAUCUACAAAGAUGCUUCUCUUGUCAAUUUUGAAAUUGAUAAUAACUUCAAACUGUGGUAGGACAAAUUCAAGUUAGUGACUUGUGAGAAACCCCAAAGUCUCUCUUUUCUGUUUGUUCCACUGACCGUAACAUUUGUGGUUUUGGCGAUGGAAAUAGGAGGGCGGCGUUGGAAAAAAGGAAAUCUUACGAUGUUGUGAUAUUUGCACCAUGUGGCUAAAGGGCUGGUUGGGGGAUUAUUUAAAUGGUGAGCCGAGGCAUAACGUAGAAUUGACUUGGGAACGCAGUCGCGCUUAAGGGACCAGUUAACUGCACUGUGAGUUCUUUGGGAAGGUUGCAAAGUGUCAAGGGAGUUUGGAGGAUUUGGAAUUAAUAGGCUAAGCCAGGCAUCUUUGCCAUCCUCUGGAGAUGAGGGGUUGUCCAUACAUAGGAGGUGGUGAACCUUGUGGUUUACUCCGUCGCUAGAAUUUAAAUGUGCAAAGUGAUUCCGAAGAUUAAAGCGAAAGAAAGAUUUGCAGAGUCUGUUCCUUACAGGCUCAUGAGAAAGAUGUUCCUCAAAUAUGGAGAGGAUGCAGUUGGCCACAUGCCGGGAGGUUGUUUGUGGCCUUACCCAUUUCUGCACCUAAAGUGCACGUUGCACCAGGAAACAAUAGAAGCAGAGGACAAGCGAAAUGAGGAAAGCAACACACUUCAGGAAAGGCAGUCCCACUCCAAAGGUAGCAGGAGAAUCCUGGCUGUGUUGAUAUUCACAUAGUGUCGAUAGCUUCCUCUGUGGUCAUAGCGAGGAAGAUGUGAGGAGCGUGUCUCCAAAAUCUGCUUUAAGUUUCCCAUUUGUGUGUCCUGAAUCUUUUGUCCCACUGGUUCCACUGACCAAGAGCCAAGUGCGCUGUGACUCUGGACACUGCAGUUUGAGGGAGGCUCAGGCUGGGAUUGGCAAAGGAACCAAGCAAGGCACAGUAGGGUUGGUUUUCUGUUGUUUUGUAUCUUUGAGGAUGAGCGUGCCGUGGACGUCAGGCAGAGCAUUCCACCUCUCCUUUCCCCCAACAAGGAAGCUAGAAAACCGAGUGGGAAAAUGAGAUUUUUCUUGCAGGCUGUGGUCUGCGAAGCUUUAACUUGCACAUAUGCUGAGGGCUUUUUAGCAGCUAAACUUUCAAAGGAUUGAUGUAUAGUCUUGCCUUUCACCUCUUGGUUGAUGAGAACCAACUGGAGCAGGUUGGCAGCAGGCAAGUGAAAAACUUCCCUUUAAGGCAGAUUGAUGUACUGAAGGGUAUCGGAAGCACCCUGCCCUUUGUGGCUGUGUCUUGCAUCUAGAUGGGAAACUAGUUGCAAUGGGGACACAGAGGAAUUGGAAGGGUAUGUGUGCGUUCUGUUGCUUCAGCCCGUUGGUGGUUUUGAAGGCCACUUCCAAUGGCUUUUGGUCCUUCUGGUAAGAGCAGAGCUUAUCAACUGGUCCAGCGAUGCAGAUCUUCCCAAGUCUUUGUUUACUAGGGAAACUAGUUGCAAUGGGGACACAGAGGAAUUGGAAGGGUAUGUGUGUGUUCUGUUGCUUCAGUCCGAUGGUGCUUUUGAAGGCCACCUCCAAUGGCUUUUGGUCCCUCUGGUAAGAGCAGAGCUUAUCAACUGGUCCAGCGAUGCAGAUCUUCCCAAGUCUUUGUUUACUUGGGAAACUAGUUGCAAUGGGGACACAGAGGAAUUGGAAGGGUAUGUGUGCGUUCUGUUGCUUCAGUCCGAUGGUGCUUUUGAAGGCCACCUCCAAUGGCUUUUGGUCCCUCUGGUAAGAGCAGAGCUUAUCAACUGGUCCAGUGAUGCAGAUCUUCCCGAGUCUUUGUUUACUUGCCCUGAAAUGCAUCAUCCAGCAUCCAUGCACUCAGGGAUGUAGGAAAUCACCACUCCUCUUGUGUUUCAAAUUGGGAAAGGACGCGUCGUUCUACGUCAGACGGGAACAUUGUGGACCAACUUCUUGUUUUCAGUGAAGGACAGCGCUUGCUCAGCAUUGAGUCCGGUCUGUAAAACCGCCGCGAUCCUCCAGAGCCGGCUUUCCUUUCCCAUCCUCUCCGUGGCUCCGGUACCCAGUAUUCUACACUGUAGAGCACAGACAGUUUUCCAGAAAAAAAUGCAGUAUGUAAUUUGUUUUUACUUUGUUUAAAAAAAAAAAGAAUUUUUUUUGUUCCUCAACCACUUUAUAAUGUAUUUUUUAACUUAUUAUUUUGUAAUGUCUUGUUUUUAAGUAUUGCUGCUACCCUUGUUACUCUUCUCUCCAUUUUUAUGGCGGAUUUUGUUUCGUGGGGAGGGGAAACAGUUGUACACUAAUGUUUUCCAUUUUAUGUCUAAAUCAAAGUAUUUAAAGAAAAUACUAGUUCUAUUUAACGUGGUUAUGGAGCCAGCUGGAAUAAAAACAGUGAUUGUAUAGUAGGCUGGGCCCAGGAGGUCAUGUUCAUUUUUGUUACAUAUGCAAUAAACUCUCACAACUUUAAAA
Molecule: messenger RNA, 6863 nt
Organism: Anolis sagrei ordinatus
Lineage: Eukaryota; Metazoa; Chordata; Lepidosauria; Squamata; Anolidae
Source: RefSeq, a predicted model, not a curated record